Messenger RNA from Erigeron canadensis, 1571 nucleotides. RefSeq names its product NAC domain-containing protein 17-like. Gene Ontology annotation, molecular function: DNA binding. NCBI's taxonomy places the organism in Eukaryota, Viridiplantae, Streptophyta, Magnoliopsida, Asterales, Asteraceae. The record is from RefSeq and is a predicted model, not a curated record. Gene Ontology annotation, biological process: regulation of DNA-templated transcription. The coding region runs from base 59 to 1525 and encodes 488 amino acids. The transcript is spliced from 3 exons.
UUCUCAAUAUAUAUAUAUAAAAUCUCACCCUCGCCCUUCUGAAAUUACUAAUUGUUGUAUGGGUUCUGAAUCAUCAACAGAUCAACCAAAAUUGUUCCCACCAGGUUUCCGUUUCCAUCCAACGGAUGAAGAACUCAUUCUGUACUAUCUCAAGCGUAAGCUUUGCGGCCGUUCCCUCAAACUUGAUAUCAUUGCCGAUCUUGAUGUUUACAAAUGGGACCCACAUGAUUUACCAGGUCAAUCCAAAUGGAAAACUGGUGACAGGCAGUGGUUCUUUUUCAGUCCUCGAGAUAGAAGGUAUCCAUUUGGAGGAAGAUCAAACAGGGCUACUGUAAACGGGUAUUGGAAAGCAACAGGAAAGGACCGGAUUAUUAACUGCAACUCACGGUCAGUUGGUAUAAAGAAAACCAUCGUUUAUUACCAAGGCCGUGCACCCUCUGGUCAACGCACUGAUUGGGUGAUGCACGAGUAUGUCUUGCACAAGGAAGAAUUAAAAAGAUGCAGGUGCACACAACCAUGUUAUGUUCUAUACAAACUUUUUAAGAAAAGUGGACCCGGCCCCAAAAAUGGCGAGCAGUAUGGUGCUCCCUUUGUAGAAGAGGAAUGGGUCAAUGAUGAUGAGUAUUUAGAUGUUGAGCCGCUUUUGGUAAGGAAUAUUAAUGCCUUGGUCAACGAGCCUAAACAGUUGACGGUUGGCGUUGACAUUGUUCCACCAAUGACUCAGAUUAAUCCAGUCGACGUUGAGGAUGUUGACAGGCAGAUAUACAUUGGCCCGAACCACAAGCCAUUGGAGGUGCAGUCUGGUCCUGAUAUGCCUAAGUCAGUAAACGAACCGUCUGUGAAUACUUAUGUGGAGGGGGUGAACCCUUUGGUGGUUAAUGAAGAUUUUCUUGAAAUGGAUGAUCUAAUUGGUCCACAACCUCUGCAGUUUGCUGAUUUUGGUGGGUUUUGUGACUAUGCCUUGUACGGUUCAACCUCUGUUAACGAGACUAUUCCGUAUGAAAGUCAACAAAUUCAGAAGCCGUAUUAUGCAACUAAUCUUCAGUAUGGAAUGGGAACCUCAGGUUACAACCUCUGGUCGCAUGACCAAAGCAACUACAACUUUGUAGCUGCACAAGCAACUGAAGAGUUUAUGGAAUCACAAGCGGGUGAAAUCACCACCUCUGCUCCUUCAGGUGUGACAUCUGAUGACCCUGGAAAACCCGAUUCCCAUGUGAACCAUUGUCAAGAUAUUGGAGAAGAUGAUGGUUCGGAUUCAUGGUUCUCUUCUGCUUUAUGGGCUUUUGUUGAGUCGGUGCCGACCAAUCCUGCUUUAGCCGUGGAAAGCGAUGCUUUUUUGAGUAAAGAGUUUAGCAGAAUGAGCAACAUAUAUGCUGAUAGUCAUGGUGGUGUAGAACGUACCUCGGUAGCUAGAAGGGGAGGGCGAUCAUCAAGACCAAAGGGCAGUAGGGUAAUUGUCUAUUUUUGUGUAGGAGUAGUAUUUGCUCUAAUGUAUGUGUUUUUAGGGACAUGUGGGAACGUGUAAAUUGUGAUGAUUUUUUAGGAAGUUGAAAGCAAGCCUUUUUGAAUGA